Molecule: messenger RNA, 6457 nt
Organism: Linepithema humile (Argentine ant)
Lineage: Eukaryota; Metazoa; Arthropoda; Insecta; Hymenoptera; Formicidae
Gene: Ubr1
Product: Ubr1 ubiquitin ligase
Biological process (GO): ubiquitin-dependent protein catabolic process via the N-end rule pathway
Molecular function (GO): ubiquitin protein ligase activity; zinc ion binding
Source: RefSeq, a predicted model, not a curated record
CAAUUCUGUUACGAGAGUAUCAGGCGACAGCGGUGCGUGCAGUCAACAGUUGGGAAAUGCAUCGGAAAAAGUACGACUAUGAAUAUGAGAAAACGAAUAGUUGGUCCAAUUGAUGCUGCAAUACGAACGCAGUUUAUGGCUGAUGCACAUGGAACGAGCUUCCCACAGUAAGAAGCAACCAGCCAAUCGCCUUCCGAUACAUUCUUUAUUUGAAGUGCGCCUUACGGCUCGUAGCAGACGACUCUCUACUCCGCUCUGGUGUUUACAUGAUCCCGGUUUGCAGAGGUUCGCAAGCCAUUUUGUGCACCAUCGUAGAAGCAGCUGUGCGAAAAUAUUAUCUGUCGUGCGAAAUGUCAACGCUUGCGACCGUGCGAUCUGCGUAGUGUGCAGUGUCGCGCGUGAACACGCCGACGACGACGUCGCACGGCGAGGAACAGAGACGCGAGCGACGUUCGCGUACUGUGGCAAAUGGUCACGGAUUUCGUAAGGGGACAAAGAGUCGCGGAACACCUCUUAUUAACCUUGACCCGUUCGUCGACAACAAUUGCGAGCUGCUAAAAAUGGUGAUACUACGCGUGCAAUAAAGAACUUUUUGUGGUGGUUAUCAAAAUCUGUGCAACCUCUGACACAAAGGACUUACCAGAGAUUCUAGGAUGUUUUGUAGUAAAUAAGAUAAUAUGGAUGAGUUGGCUGUUUAAGAACAUUGAAUAAAAUGUGCAUUUGCUCGCAUUACACCUGGGAUUAUUUUUAUUGUGUAUGUCUUAUUGUACACGGUGUGGGAGCAGCUUAAGUGAGACAAGAUGAGUAAUGAAAAUGCAAAGAGCCAGCCGCUGGCUCAACCAAUCGAAGACAUGGAUCUUGCUUCGAUACAGCCUAUAUUUCCGGACACAAGCACACCAUGUGUGGACGUGUGGCUGGAGAAGAUGAACAACAGAGUGUUGACAAACAUUAAUUUUAGAGAAUAUUGGCGUGUCUGGGUGCCAAAGAUAUAUAGUCUGGAACGUAACGGCAACUGUCUAGAGUGGACAGUCGAUGAGGAAACAGCAAACAGGAUGCUUUUUAAGACUCUGGAGGAAUUCAUUUGCGGCGGUGAUCCGCAGGUGAUCUUGAAGGAGCUCAGCAAAAUGGAGAAUCCGCCGUCUAUAUGCGGCAAGAUGUUCAAGAUGGGUGAACCGACGUACAGCUGCAGGGAGUGCGGUAUGGACUCGACGUGUGUUCUAUGUGUGGACUGCUUUAAACAGUCCGCCCAUCGGAAUCACAAGUAUAAAAUGGGCACGUCUAACGGCGGCGGUUGCUGCGACUGCGGCGACACAGAAGCCUGGAGAAGCGAACCGUUCUGCAAGAUACAUCUGGCGGGGACGCAGUCGAAGGAGUCGCGCGGCAACAAAUUACCCGGUGAUAUCGCUGAGAGGGCGGUGAUAGUUUUUGAGGCAGUGUUAGAGUACUGUUACGAACUCUUGACCUCGCGGCACACCGUGUCGUUACCGUCGAAUCUCUGUAUCAGAGACACGUCGUAUUACUCGCUCGCGGAUGAUCAAAUGAACACUUUCGAUACUUAUUGCACUGUGCUAUUCAACGAUGAGCAUCACACGUUUGAUCAAGUGAUAAGCAUGCUGACGCGCGUCCUCAAGUGCUUGCAGAAGGAAGCCAUAGAAUACGUAACCAAUGUCGAUCGAGAGGGCAGAGCGGUGGUGAAGUGCUCGGUGUUUCGAACCUGCAACGAGCUACGCGCCGAGAUCGAGAGGUUCACCUACAGACACAGUAAUCAGCCACUCAAGGUUCUCGUACUUCACACACACAUAGUCGCCCAUCAGACGUUCGCUAUGAGACUGCUCAACUGGCUGCAACAGUUCAUAAGCCAUUGCGAGGGCUUUCGCGUGCUGUUCAGCAACAUCGCGCUCAACACGAAGCUGCCCGACGUGUCGAUCGUCGAAGGCAUACUCACGAGAGACUCGCAACUGUGGAAGUCCGCGAGAACGGCCUGGCACAGAUUGUUCAUAUCUGGAAUGCUUAUGGAAUACGAGAGCAAGAAGUCGCUCGCCAUCAUGUUCACUUACAAUUACGGCUUGGUCAUGAAGGACUUUAUCAAGGACGACCACGAUCACGCAUUCUCGAUCGUCUCGCUCUCCGUUCAACUGUUCACUGUGCCGACCCUGGCGCAUCUACUCAUCGCUCAUCACGACGUGUUGUUUAUCCUGCUGAACACGUUCAUCUCGGAGAGCUCCCGGCGAUGUAACGCGGCCGGGAAAUUGGAAUUCGAAAGGAACAUGCCGCAUCAGACCUUCAAGCGGGCUCAAUACAUACUCUACGAUCUGCGAUACCUGUUGAGCGCGAAGCCGGACAAAUGGACGGACGAUUUGAAACGCGGCUUUCUGCAGGGUAUCUCUUUGCUACUAACGCUCUUUUGCAGCAUGCAAUGCAUGGACGCUGUGCUACGGCAGGUCGGCCAGCACAUGGAAUACGAGCCAGAGUGGGAAUCUGCGUUCAAUCUCCACAUCAAACUAUCGCCGGUCAUCACUCUCGCCCUGGAAUGGUGCGGCUCGGACCGAGUGGUUCUCGUCAAGACCUUCAUAUUGCUGCUGAGAAAGCUGUACGAGCAGCUGGGGAACGAUCCGGCGCCGAGUCAGGUGCGCGAGCUGGCGGAUCAUAGCGCGACGUGUCUGCAAUACGACGUAUCGAUCGAACCGGUCUCGAUACAUCUGCCGCUUUCGCGGUUCCUCGCCGGUUUAUUCCUGCAGCUGGAGAAGUACCGUCUGCACUUCCACUCGCCCGAGUUCAUCAAUCAGACGAAGCCGACGCCCGAGCAGAUCAUCGAGCCCGUGCUGACGGCGCAGGCUAUGAUCUCACAGGUCCACUCGGGCAUGUGGCGGCGAAACGGCUACUCCCUGCUGAAUCAGCUGUACUUUUAUCACAAUGUCAAGUGCCGCAGCGAGAUGCUGGAUCGAGAUAUCAUUCUGCUGCAAGUCGGCGCGCGUCUGAUUGAGAGCAACGAAUUUCUCAUUCACGUUCUCAACAAGUUCAAUCUCCUCAACUGGGCGCAGCCGGAUUUUGAGGUGAACGCCCUGAAGAACGCGGAGGAGGAUGGUAUGCGGCAAACGAUCAAUCUGGUGGAAGAGUUCCUGGGCCUGCUGAUCACGAUCAUCGGCGAGAGACACGUGCCCGGCGUCGGUCAUGUAACCGCGGACGACCGGCUGAAGAAGGAGAUCAUACAGCAGCUGUGCAUAAAGCCGCUCUCGCAUUCGGAGCUGAGUAAAACGUUGCCGGAGGACGUCGUUCAUCACAUCCAGACCGACAUGGAGAGAGUGAUACACGAGGUGGCGGAUUUCAAGAAACCGGCUCAAGUGUCCGCCGGCAAAGGCGUGUACGAGCUGAAGCCGCAUCUGUAUUCGGAGUACAACGUGUUCUUCUAUCACUACACGAAGGAGGAGCACAGCAGGUCCGAGGAGGUUCAGCGGAAGCGCAGGAAAACUCAGGGCGAACUGGAGUGCUGUCCGCCACCGAAGCUGCCCAAAUUAACGGACCGGUUCACUCUGGUGGUGAACCUGCUGCAGUGCGACGUUAUGCUGCACAUCAUGCAAACCGUGCUGGAGCGCGCGCUCAACUUUAUGGCCAGAAGCUUCUCCGAACCGCAGGUUCACAAGAUACUCCAUCUAAUCGGUUAUGCAUUGCAGGAACAGGAAUCCGGCCACUAUCCCUUCUUCGUGUUUUCGGAGCGAGCGGCCAAGUGGAAGAUCUACAAACUGCUGGAGGAUCUGUCCAGCAGUUCGCGUAUAGAGGCUCACAAGGAUCUGCUUACAUGGGUGUUGGCGAAGUACCGUGAAGUUGCCAGCUUGAAUAGCAUGGAUGUUUGUCCGGCGGCCGCUCAGCAGCCGGAGCAGCAGCAGCAGCAGCAGCAGGCGGGCGAGGCGGACGCCAACACCAACAAGGAGAAGGACAAAGAGUGGCGUACGAAGAUGGCAGCUCAGAAGCGUGCCAAGAUCAUGGCGCAGAUGACAGCUAUGCAGAAGCACUUCAUGAAGAAGAAUGCUACUCUGUUCGAAGAGGCGACCCUGGACGCCAACAGCAAGUCCAACGAUCGUGGCUCAGCUAUGGACCUGUCUGAGUCAUCUCAGGAGGGUUCUCCGGUCGCCCUCGGCAUCAACCAAACGAACCGAUUGUUCGAGCAGAGGGCGUACACGUGCAUCCUGUGCCAGGAGGAUCAGAUUGUGACGGAGAACGGCCCGGCGAUGGUGCUGGCCGCCUUUGUCCAGCAGUCCACCGUGCUGUGUCAACGCCGGUCCGAUCUUCACGAGUCCGAUCCGCUUUACCUGUCGGCAAAACUGGGCGCGUCGCCGUACACGAGCACCUGCGGCCACGUGAUGCACGGCCGCUGCUGGCAAGACUACUUCGACAACGUUCUUGCUAAGGAGAACCGACGACCUUACAGAUCGCGACAGCCGGCUGGCUUUGACGCCGAGAACCACGAGUAUCUCUGUCCGCUGUGCGAGUGUCUCAGCAAUACCGUUCUUCUGCUCGUGCCGCCCCUCGGAAUGCUGCAGCCGACUCCGGAUCCACAGCCAAACAUCAGUUUCGAGAUGUGGCUGAAGGUCAUGGCGCUCACGAUGGAGUGCAAGCCAAACGGUAGGUUCGGCAAGGUCAUGGACACGGAGGAGGACGGGCUGGGGGAGAGGGAGAUGGGCAGCUGUGAAAAGAUGAAGAAGGUCAUCAACCCUAUGACCGUUCUCUCCCACGAGAUCAAGGAAGCGUGGGAGCCGUUCAAUGCUCAAUAUUCGCGAUCAGGUCCGAAACUUGCACGAAAAAUGGAGACGAUGAUACACAUGUACGCGUCGCUGUUCGGCCAGGCCACGUAUCUAAAGGGAUUCGGAUGCCACGACGAGGGUCUGAAGGUGCCUUUGCUAGCCUGGAAGUCAACGGCGUACACGAUCCACUCGAUAGAGUUUCUGCUGCGCGACAUGGAGAAGCCGUUGUUGGGCACCAUGACCUCGCGACAAACUGACAGCCUGGAAAGUCUCGUGCGACUGUCGGCGCUGCUGGGUGCGAAUUUCUCAAAUCGCGUAAACCUCUGGUCGGACCGCGAGCAGAUCGUCCUCCACGCGGUGUCGCUGCUGACGAUACUGAUGGAGAAUCCUGCCAGCGGGCCCAGCAUCUUGGACAUCGAUCCGUUCGGCGUACUGGUGCCGCUCAUCAACUCGCUACCGAGCGUCUUUCACACCCUCAAGGCGUACGAGAUCAACUCGAAUCCACCGCCCAUCAUCACAGGUGAUGUGUUCGAGUCGCACGCGGUCAAGCUCGUGUUCCUGUGCCACAUAGUGAAGAUCUUGUUCACGAGUGACAUCCCGAACGCUAUGGAGGUGGACAUUAACGAGGGAGACGCCGAGACGUUGGAGGAGUCGGACAUCGCCCUGUUCCACAUUCUGGGCGUCCACUUCAACAAGCAAAAGGCCAACGACAUCUGGCGGCAGGUGGAGACCGCCUGUCGGCCCUUCCUCCGCUGCUGCGCCAUUUACUUCCACUACGUGUCCGACGUGCCGGCGCCGGCCGAAUUGACGCAGCUGCACGGCGAUACGUAUGAGAAACUCUGCCUCUACCUGGGACUGCCCGACACCUGCAAGGCUCUGAUCUACACCUACCUGGACGCGACCCUGAAAUUGGUGAACGUAUGGCGGAACCAUCCGACUGUGUGGGGUCAUCUGUCCGGCACGAAGAAGGCGCAGAUCGUCAAGGACCCGCUGAGGGUGAACAAACUGGUGGACCUGCCGGACGACUACAGCGAGCUCAUCAACUCGAUAUCGCUGUUCACGUGCCCGAACAGCGAGCGCGAGGACUCGCGCAACCCGACCAUGUGCCUGGUCUGCGGCGAGAUGCUCUGCUCGCAGAGCUACUGCUGCCAGAUGGAGCUCAACAAGACCGCGGUGGGCGCGUGUACGUAUCACGCGAGCAAGUGCGGCUACGGCGUCGGCAUAUUCCUGCGCGUGCGGGAAUGCGAGAUCAUGUUCCUGCGCACGCCCAGCCGCGGCUCCUUCGUCUGCGCGCCGUAUCUCGACGAAUACGGCGAGACGGAUCAGGGCCUGCGACGCGGGAAUCCGCUGCACCUGUGCCACGAGAAGUACCGUCGGCUCAAUCACCUCUGGCUCGGCCACGGGCUGCACGAGUCCGUCGCGCGGGCCAUCGAGCAGUCCUCGAACAAUCUCAUGCCGACCCAGUGGCAGCAUCUAUAACUCCGUUCCGUGGGAUCCUUCCCACGCCUGAUCCGACACCGGGACGUUUAGCCAAAAAGGAAAACGAAAAAACAAAAAAAAUUCAGAUGCGAAUCGUUGCGCUUAGCGUGAGCAGCUUAGAUAUUUGUAAUCGUCCAUGAUUCGAACCGCUCUGCAACGGAGUUCGAAAUUAAUUUAUUCUGAGAGGUGUGCGCACGGAUGUGACCUUGUAUAUUUAAGAGCGACAUGCAUAAUUGCCC